Silurus meridionalis is the source of this 1342-nucleotide messenger RNA. RefSeq lists its product as uncharacterized. Bases 115 to 774 code for a protein of 219 amino acids. The record is from RefSeq and is a predicted model, not a curated record. Lineage: Eukaryota; Metazoa; Chordata; Actinopteri; Siluriformes; Siluridae. The transcript is spliced from 5 exons.
AUUAGGCCGAGUCUCCUUCAGAACAUUUCAGCUGAUCUCAUAUCUGUUUCUCCAGGAGCAAACAUCACUCUGCUCUGUAACAUCACUAAUUACUCACAGAAAUCCUGGUAUCAGAUGAUCUCAGCAGGGUUGAGGCAGAUUAUAUCAGCCAGACAAAGCAGCCUGAACAAACACUUUUAUGUGGAUUAUAAUGUAGAUGAGAGUCACUUUUAUUUAACAGAAAGCAGCAGUUCAGUCAGUUUAGUGAUUAUUGGAGUUCGAGAGACGGAUCUGGGGUUUUAUUACUGUGGAGGACGAAAUGAUGAGACACACAUUCAGUUUGGGAAACUCAUCAGACUGAACUUUACAGGUGGCAGCAAUAAUGGAUCUUCAUCUGAGGCUUCAGAUUCACAGCCGCCUGCUAGAAAUGUUAACGACUGGAUUAGAAAUGUGAUUGUAAUGUGUGUGUGCUUCGUCUCCGUCCUAAUAACCAUCUGCAUGUGUGUGUUCUGCAGCAGGGUUCUAGCUUCUUCAGUCACACCACCGACUCCACUGAUAAGGCUGAAAACAUUUAUUAUACCACUGUUCAGUACAAAAGAAUGUCCACUGCAUCUGCUACGAACAUCAAGUCAGACUGCAGGACUGAUUCCUAACUGUUACCUCACAGCUGCAGAGACACUGACAAGCACAAGUUGCCAAAUGCUGAUGACCCACAACUCCUCCUCUCCUCUCCUCCUUUAUUCAUUUAUUUUCUGCUUUGAUCUCAGUAUGUUUAUCUGGUUUAUUCUCAUAUAAUCAGAUUCACAUUUAAAAUGAAAUGAACUUUUACACUGUUUUGUUGCUCAGACAAUAUUAAAAUGUGUAAAUUGUACUGAUUUGCUGAUUGAGAGCAAAUAUGGACUUUACACAAUUAGACAUAAUAAAAUGAUAAAUAUUUUCCUGAUAUUGCUACAGAUCUAUAAUCAGGAGCAGGUCAUGGCAGGCAGGUAAAUGUCUGAUUUCUGGGAACAACAUUCUGUCCAAAUCUGAUGUGUUUCUCUAAACAGCUUCUGUUUUGUGUGUAAAAGUGGCAGAGUGCAGAUUCAUUUCCUACAGAAAAAGAGAAAAAACAUGCAGUUGUUUAAUAUCAUUAAGUAACAUCAGCAUAUGGAUUUAUUACAAAGUUUAAAUAUGCUAUUAGAUUUUUGUUAGUGUUAGAGCGACCCCUACUGGUGUGGAAAUGUGUUGUUUAUUUGUUCCUGUUUUAUUGAGCUGAUUAAUGAUGUUUAAUAUAGAAAUAUUUACAAAUAAACCAAAUGUUUGUGACAGAAAUGAAAUGUGUAACUAAUGUUUGUAAUAAGUUUGUAUUGAAUAAAUCAGCUCA